AAAAUACUUGAUGAUACUGGCUGCUCCUCCGGUGAGGUUCCCAAUAACUGGUGGACUCUCAGCAACAGAUACUCCACAUCUAAACACUUUCGUAGAGGGGAAUUGGUAUGUGCCCAAGCUUUAUCGUAUCUGUCCGUAGGAUCACUUAUUUUAAGAUCUCUCAACAUAUAAACCCGCCUAGAUUCAGCCUCUCCUUUAAAUUCCAAAACAUUCCUUCCCAGUGGCAGAACCUCCCAAUAACUCUUCUCAAGUGAUCAAAUUCAUCAAGCUCUAAAUCAAGACCUUUUCGAGUCAGAAAUCAGAUAUGUUUAGAAAGAACCUUCUUAGUUUAUUUCUAAUCUUUGGGAUCCUGGAAGUUUUUCCAUCAUUGGCGUUGCCUAAUGAAGGAGUUACUCGGCCCCUUCUAAUCAAGGAAGAGAGUUCCACUGGCAAAGCAGCUGGUCAGAAAGCUCAAUCGGCCGGGGAAGCUGACUCGAAUAAAGCUCAGAGGGCGGCUAAAUCAGGUGAAAAAGAAAACAAAGAUAAAUCAACUGGAGGAUCAGGCAGAGGAAGUACUCGCUUCUGGCCAUCUGUGGAAUAUUAGAUGAUCACAACACUUUGAGUUAAUUUUCAUCAUAGCAAUCAUAAUGAUUUAAAUUGUUUCAAUUCUGUUCUCCUAUGCACACAUCCCUCAUUACACUCUACUCUCUCGUGAAGAUUAAGACUGUAGUUCAACUGGACUAUUGUCAUUAGGAAUAUUUUUUCACAAUCUCACAUCACAAUUGCAGACUUGUUUCCCUGUCUCAGUAGCUCCUAUCUUUGACUCAAUCUCCAAAUAUGACUUUUAAAUUUUCCAUAACUUCUGUGGUUUGGCAUUUUAUGACAACAAAAUCUUGCCACACCUGUAGUGUCUUUGAUCCUGAUUAGUAGAUAAAUUGACUCAAAUCAAUAUAUUCUAACUGUGAAACCUCAUUGUACAACUUGGUGAAGAUUUUUGUUCAAUAUCAGUUUUAACAGAUGUUUCUUUUCCACAUUUUGACCAAGAUUGUACAUAUUCUAUUUAAAAUAAAGUAUGAUCAAUUGAGGUUCUCCACUUUUCCCUUUCUUGAUCCAGUCCAGCAGAGAGAUCUACCAUCAUUCCAACAUGAGCACACACAUAAUCUCAUGCAUAAGGAUCCUUUUGCAAGAUUUUG
This is a messenger RNA of Puccinia graminis f. sp. tritici CRL 75-36-700-3, 1172 nucleotides long. RefSeq lists its product as uncharacterized. NCBI's taxonomy places the organism in Eukaryota, Fungi, Basidiomycota, Pucciniomycetes, Pucciniales, Pucciniaceae. The transcript has 4 exons. The coding region runs from base 305 to 583 and encodes 92 amino acids. The record is from RefSeq and is a predicted model, not a curated record.